AUGGUUGGUCACACUUUAACCCCGACUUACUAUCGCCCUGGUUCGGUCUUGAAAGACGACGGAACCACUUCGAACCGACCAUUUAACGACGGCGGAGAGGAGUGGAUUUUAGUAGAUGGUACGCCGGCAAGCUGCGUCCAGAUCGGCCUUCAUCAUGUGUUCAAGGACAGGGGGCCAAUCGACCUAGUGGUCAGCGGUCCCAAUUAUGGCCGGAACACCACUGCGGUGUUUGCUCUGUCCAGCGGAACGAUUGGUGGCGCAAUGGAAGGCGCAAUGAGCGGCGUGAAGAGUAUUGCCUUAUCUUAUGCCUUUGAUUCCAGAGAGCAUGACCUCGAGGUCAUCUCUGCCGCUUCGAGGUUGAGCACUCGAUUAAUGGAGAAGUUGGCCAAAGAGUGGCCAGACGAUGUGCAUCUAUACAGCAUCAAUGUUCCACUACGGCAAGGAGUGGAGAACAACAAAAUCGUCUAUGCUGAAAUGAUACAAAACCGUUGGAUCAGUGGCAGCUCCUUCACCGAAUUGGCUGCGGAGGAAGACAACGAAGACCCCAACGAGGAGGAGCAGAUAAUCCGUGAGACUGGUGAAGCUGACGGAAACAACAACACCAACCUCGUGACAAGACGAGUCCAUCGCAGAUUCAAGUGGUCCCCGAACUUCGCAGACGUUCGGAAGGCCGUUGUCGAUGCUGGCAAGGGUGAUGGUUGGGAGGUGCUGCAAGGAAACAUCACGGUCACUCCAUUGAUCGCGAAUUUCUGGCACUUGCCUCAUUACACCGGCGAAAUCAAGCUAGGUGACGCUCGUUCAAGCUCAAUAGCCUGCAAUAUAGAUUCGAAUUCUCCGCCCGUAUAUGCACUCAUUGAUUACCCGGAUGCAUAUGUGCAGCCUCUCAUUCUGGAUGCUCUUGGGCAAUUAGCUCCUAUUCCCGUCAGGCGCAUUUCUAACCUGAGUGACUUGCCAAAUCCUUCAGACCGCGUUUUCCAGUUCACCGGUUACGAAAAACUGGACUUUGAGCAUGCCAUGCAGCACACACAGACGUCCCUUGUCUGCUCGUAUGUCAUCCGGAAAGCGCUCAUUCGCAAACACUAUCUUUCCGGUACCGUGUCUACCUGGCUAGUCAAACACCCGAGUAGCAUCCUGAAAAACCAUUUCAAGCCGUGUGUCCAUUUCGAACUCGACUAUGCAGAAUUCCUCGAUGAGGCCCUGGUGGAUGCAUGGGACCUGAACGAGAGCUUGGCAGAGAACGAGAAGCAAGAGUCUGAUGGUCAAAGAGAGUGGUGGAUACUGAAACCCGGCAUGAGUGAUGGGGGCAAUGGUAUCAGACUAUUCUCAACUAGCAGUGAACUGCAAGCCAUCUUUGAGGAGUGGGAACAAGACGCGCCCGAUGCCGAUGCCGAAAGUUCGAGCGAAGAGGACGAGUCCCAUCAGGCUCCGGGCAGCAAACAAGUCAACCUCUUUGAGGGUAACGCAAUGACAUCCCAACUCAGACAUUUCAUCGCUCAACCCUACAUCGACCCCCCGUUACUGCUCGAGUCCUAUGGCAAUCGAAAGUUCCACAUCCGGGCCUACGUGUUAGCCGUGGGAGCCUUGAAAGUGUAUGUGUACAAGGAGAUGCUAGCUCUGUUCGCAGCGAAAGGCUAUCAGCCACCCACUUCUGCCACAGAUUCCGAGAUGCUUGACCUGGCACAACAUCUGACAAAUACCUGCUUUCAAGAUGAGACGACCAAGAGCACCUCCGUCUAUCGAUUCUGGGACCUACAAUCUCCUGGGAUGCGUGCAGACUGGAAAGACGCCGUGUUUCAACAAAUCUGCGAUAUAACUGGUGAGGUAUUUGAAGCUGCAGCUCGUGAACAGAUGAUUCACUUCCAAGCGGUGCCCAAUGCUUUCGAAAUAUUUGGCGUGGACUUUCUGAUUGACCGGGAAUGUAACGUGUGGCUGCUGGAACUAAACGCCUACCCGGACUUCAAACAGACAGGACAGGAUCUCCAGGAUGCUGUGGUUGGGGGCCUUUUCCAAGCAGUGGCCAGAUCCGCAAUCGCGCCCUUCUUUGGUUUGACUGGAUCUGGAACGACACAGAUGCCACUGGUAAGGUCGCUCGAUCUAGGCCGAUGCUGA
Molecule: messenger RNA, 2109 nt
Organism: Fonsecaea pedrosoi CBS 271.37
Lineage: Eukaryota; Fungi; Ascomycota; Eurotiomycetes; Chaetothyriales; Herpotrichiellaceae
Product: 5'/3'-nucleotidase SurE
Exons: 3
Coding region: 1-2109 (702 amino acids)
Biological process (GO): protein modification process
Cellular component (GO): P-body
Molecular function (GO): hydrolase activity
Source: RefSeq, a predicted model, not a curated record